AUGGCGGCAGGAUUCAUUACUAGCGGCGGCGGCGAGCGGAAGGAUUACCCCGGAAAGAUGACGUGGCGCAUGGUGAUCACCUGCAUCAUGGCCGGCUGCGGCGGCCUCAUCUUCGGCUACGACAUCGGCAUCUCCGGCGGAGUCACCUCCAUGGCUCCCUUCCUCCAAAAAUUCUUCCCCCACGUCUACCGCCGCGAGGAGCUCAACUCCGGCGGCACCAACCAGUACUGCAAGUUCGACGACGCCAUGCUCACACUCUUCACUUCCUCACUCUACUUGGCCGCGCUCGUGGCCUCGCUUUUCGCCUCUUUCAUUACUCGAAAGUUCGGUAGAAAACCCUCGAUGGUUUUCGGCGGCUUGGUCUUCUUAGCCGGCGCCGCCGUCAACGGCUUCGCCCACAACGUUGCUAUGCUCAUCAUCGGCCGCAUCCUCCUCGGCGUCGGCAUCGGCUUCGCCAACCAAUCCGCUCCGGUUUACCUCUGCGAGGUGGCUCCGGCGAAGCACCGCGGCAAGCUGAACAUGCUCUUCCAGCUCAUGAUCACGGUGGGGAUUUUGUCUGCCAAUUUGAUCAAUUUCUUCUCCGCGAAGAUGAGUAGCGGGGAAGGGUGGCGCGUGAGCCUCGGAUGCGCCGGAAUUCCCGCCCUAAUUUUUCUCAUCGGAUCGCUCUGCCUCCCCGAUACCCCUAAUUCGUUAAUCGAGAGAGAAAAGCUCACAGAAGGGAAGGCGCAGCUGAGGAAAUUCCGCGGAGUUGAGGACGUGGAGGAUGAGUUCAACGACAUCGUUUUGGCGAGCCAGGCGGCGAAGCAGGUGGAGAAGCCGUGGUCGAAUCUCCUCCGCCGCAAGUACCGUCCGCAGCUAGUGAUGGUCGUUUUAAUCCCCUUCUUCCAGCAAUUCACCGGAAUGAACGUCAUCAUGUUCUACGCGCCGGUCCUAUUCAAAACCAUCGGAUUCGGCAGCAACGCCUCCCUCGCCUCCGCCCUAAUCUCCGGCGGCGUCAAUUGCGUCGCCACAUUAGUCUCGAUUUGCACCGUCGACCGAUUAGGCCGACGCUUCUGGUUUCUAGAAGGCGCGAUUCAGAUGUUCAUUUGCCAGAUCGUCGUGGCGAUCUGCAUCGGCGUCAAAUUCGGCGUCUCCGGCAACCCCGGGGAGCUGCCGGUGUGGUACGCAGGCAUAGUGGUGUUUGCGAUAUGCGUGUACGUGGCGGGAUUCGCGUGGUCGUGGGGCCCGCUCGGGUGGCUGGUGCCCGGGGAGAUACUGCCGCUGGAGGUGAGAUCGGCGGGGCAGAGCGUGAAUGUGUCGGUGAAUAUGAUCUUCACGUUCAUCAUUGCUCAGUGCUUCCUCAGGAUGCUUUGCGUGAUGAAAUUUGGGCUUUUUAUUUUCUUCUCCGUCUUCGUCUUCGUCAUGGCGCUUUUCAUCCACUAUUUCUUGCCGGAGACAAAGGGGAUUCCGAUUGAGGACAUUGCUGAGGUUUGGAAGACGCAUCCGUACUGGAAGAGAUUCGUCGACGAGGACGACGACGCUGCUCGCAAGAGUAGGUUUUCAGGAGUUUAGGUUAUGUUCUUUUAUGUUGCUUUUUCUUUUUGGGGUUAGAAUAUUUAUGUUUUUGUUUAGGUUUUCAUGA
Salvia hispanica is the source of this 1621-nucleotide messenger RNA. The record is from RefSeq and is a predicted model, not a curated record. Lineage: Eukaryota; Viridiplantae; Streptophyta; Magnoliopsida; Lamiales; Lamiaceae.